AUGGUAAAGGUCUAUCUUAGACAGUUCAAAUUUCUGCUUGAGCGACGCUGCGUCCAGACCUGCCACACCUGCGUCCACACUUGCCACACCUGCGUCCAGACCUGCCACACCUGCGUCCACAUUUGCCACACCUACAUCCAGACUUGCCACACCUACGUCCAGAUCUCCCACACCUGCGUCCAAACCUCCCACACCUACGUCCAGAUCUUCCACACCUGCGUCCAAACCUCCCACACCUGCGUCAAACCUCCACACCUGCGUCCAAACCUCCCCACCAGCCCACGUCCAGAUCUUCCACACCUGCGUCCAAACCUCCCACACUGCGUCCAAACCUCCACACCUGCGUCCAAACCUCCCAAACCUACGUCCAGAUCUUCCACACCUGCGUCCAGACUUACCACACCUGCGUCCAAACCUCCCAAACCUACGUCCAGAUCUUCCACACCUGCGUCCAAACCUCCCACACCUGCGUCCAAACCUCCCACACCUGCGUAA
This is a messenger RNA of Homarus americanus (American lobster), 495 nucleotides long. Its product is annotated as merozoite surface protein CMZ-8-like. The transcript is spliced from 2 exons. NCBI's taxonomy places the organism in Eukaryota, Metazoa, Arthropoda, Malacostraca, Decapoda, Nephropidae. The record is from RefSeq and is a predicted model, not a curated record. Bases 1 to 495 code for a protein of 164 amino acids.